This is a messenger RNA of Trichomonas vaginalis G3, 606 nucleotides long. Its product is annotated as serine O-acetyltransferase protein. The transcript has a single exon. Lineage: Eukaryota; Parabasalia; Trichomonadida; Trichomonadidae. The coding region runs from base 1 to 606 and encodes 201 amino acids. Gene Ontology annotation, molecular function: galactoside O-acetyltransferase activity. The record is from RefSeq and is a predicted model, not a curated record.
AUGAUUACGGGAAUAAGCAAGGUAUUUAGUACUGUAAAGAGAGGAACACAGAAGCCAUUGAUGCUUGCAGGAAAGUUUUAUAAUCACUCAGAUCCAGAACUUGUUAACGAACGUGAAAUUUCUAAAAUGAUUUGUAACGAAUACAAUAAAACACAAGUUGAUGAAGUUGAUAAACGAAGGAACUUAUUAAAGAUUCUAUUUAAGGAAGACACUGAUGUUUAUAUCAAUCCUCCUUUCUUUUGUGAUUAUGGCUCAAAUAUCAAAUUUGGAAAAGAGUGUUAUUACAAUUACAAUUGCACCAUUCUUGAUGUCAACAAAGUUGAAUUCGGAGAUGGUGUUUUAGUUGCACCAAAUGUUUCAUUUUAUAGUGCAACACAUCCUAUUGAUCCAAAAUUGAGAAAAGAAGGAAAAGAAUAUGGCCUUCCAAUAAAAAUUGGUAACAAUGUUUGGAUUGGAGGAAGUUCUGUUAUUUGUCCUGGUGUUUCAAUUGGCGAUAAUUCAGUUAUCGGAGCAGGUUCUGUUGUUGUCAAAGAUAUUCCUGCAAAUUCAGUUGCAGUAGGAAAUCCUGCAAGAGUUAUAAAGAAAUUAGAAGUUUCAAAUGAGUAA